Molecule: messenger RNA, 1803 nt
Organism: Geosmithia morbida
Lineage: Eukaryota; Fungi; Ascomycota; Sordariomycetes; Hypocreales; Bionectriaceae
Product: CorA-like Mg2+ transporter protein
Exons: 6
Coding region: 1-1803 (600 amino acids)
Source: RefSeq, a predicted model, not a curated record
AUGGGGACUGGAACCCCGCUCGGUAAGAACAUAAAGACGCAGGCUUUUGCCUCCACGCUCUAUGUGAUGGCUCCGGUCUACUCGGACGACUCCAACGGCUAUGCCAAAACGGGACCGGUCCCCAGGAGCCUGAAUAGGCAGUACCAACAGCACGCCAGCUCACAUGACGGCGGGGCACCUUCGGUCAUCUACAAGUUUGUGCCGUCUUGGUCGCUACAACUCUCCUCAACCGGUGCUCUCAGCAGUGGUGAGCAGGAUGCGAACGGAACUGGCGGAUCCGAGAAUAUCGGCGAGCCCCGGUCUCCCGGCAGCAUCAGCAAGCACCCCGUGACAAACGUCCACGAGUCUCGAUAUACCGGCGACGGGUUGAUCGGUGGCACUCACUCGGCCGGAUUGUCUACAUCGACGGAUCCAAAACCAAGGAAUCAGCCAAUGUUUCGGUGGAUUCACCUUUAUCGUACAUCGAUGGACUUUGCCGAGUUCUCGGUAUGGUACCGCCACCCCACGCCGAGAACAUUCCUACAGAAUCUAGUCUGGUCUAACGGUACCCAGAACGUUGCAAGCCAAGCCGCCAACCUCACAAAGGUAGAGCGAAAGGGGAUCAUCGACAUCCUCACCCGUGUGAGGCGCAAGUUCAUCAAGCCCAUAGGCACUCCAAGUGGUCGGCAUGCGCAGUACGUCGAGGCCUCAUGUAUCCAGCACAUCCUCCCUUCGGCAGACGGCCGAGCCGCCGACCGACCCGACGAGUCGCACGCCAUCACUUGGAUGUGCCUUCCUUACUUCAGUCUCGAGAAGUAUUCGGGCCUCGAUGCGUCUGACAAGCCUGCCUUUCCCGCGCCUACUCUCCUCCAGGCUUGCUUCUCUAAUGCCACGCAAAGCCGAGAUAUGCAGCAGGCUGUCAGCCAGAUUGCACCACCGGCAUGGUGCUUUCACAUCCCACAACUCUGGUGCCUGGUUCUGGGAAAUUCCCUUCUCGUGACUUGCGGUCGGAUGGCACAGACACACUUAUGCGGCGACUUCAUCUCCCUUUCUACAGUUCCUUCGAGCCUGUCACCAGAACCGAGCGUACCCAACACAAGGCUCCUCGUGUCAUACGGAGGCUCCGUCAUGUGGCGUCUGUCUGUAGACGAGUGCUCAACAUGGCUUGACUUCGUCAUGCACUUUCUUGAAUUCUGGCCUCAGCCGAUUACCUUCUAUCUCCAGAAGAGAGCCGUCAAGUCAACGGAAUGGCCCAGGCUCUGCUACAUGGCUAAGACUGUCACUGUUACUCUCGACCUUCAGCUGGGACCCGAAGCCGGCGAAGAGGUAUCGCCGGAAAUCCGCGGCCCUCCGCGAAAUAUUUUGAGGCUUCAGACUGCCCCAUUGGACGGACAGGCCUCCAUGACCAACACGGCAAUUUUCAGCUGUCUCGACGGAGUGCCGCUGGCUGAUGGGACCGCAAUCGAUGCUGAAGCCCUCGACAGACAUAUGGAGGAGGUGGAUGGAUUUCUCCUCAACGGUAUAAGCCUUGCGGAUCGCAGUGUAUACAUUUCCUGCCCAAAGUCAAGCAGGGAUGAAGUCCAUAAGAUGAUGAAGACGCGUUCUGACGAGGUUUCCGCCUCAAAGCCGACCGAUGAGAUUACGAGGGACUGGCUCAAGCUCCAACGCGUUUUCGAGGAUCAGGUUACCCUUUUCAACUUGGCGGACAUAGUAUUCCGAUUCUUCUUUCCGACCAACUUUGCCUUCAUCACUGUCCCUCAAUACUGGGGGGCAAUCAAGCUAAUCCUCAAGGUGAGCGAGUACACUACCGAGACACCCGCUUAG